ACAUGUCCAAACAAACUCGCCAGUGUUCGUACUUUAAUUUCAUCCCCAUCGAUCUGUGUGCAGCAUUGCACUGAGUAAACCAAGUAUUGGACAAUAUUUAGAACCACACUAGCAUGUUUAUCGGUUCACUUUAGAGACUUUAGGUCGCGGUAACUUUUUGCGUUGAUAUUGAAAAUUGUUACGUUGAAUGUUUGACUGUAGUGUCAGUCUGCGUCAGGAUCAAUGGCGUACUGUAAGUGGAUAUCAGCCUGUUCAGACGUCGUCUUAUCUGCAACUGCGCUGUAUUCCUCUUAUAAACUAUUUAAGGUAGGUCCAAUUUAUAAUAAUACAUUUAAAACUGGUAACUAUACAUAAUUUACUUAUUGAACUUAACUUUAGGAGCAGAAUCCACACAAUCGAAAACGUUUUGUGAAACCAAUAAGUUAUUUAUUGCGCAUAGAUGACUAAUACCCUUCACAUCAUAGUGAUAAAAAGAGGAUGCUGUGCAACUUUGUGUUCGUGAUGUUAAUCAGUUAUCUUUGACUGUUCAAGUGUUGGUUCGACACAACCAACAAUUUUACCAUGUCUAUGAGAAACCUUGAUAAACAUUUUGAGAUUUGCUUCUAUUUUGCUGAAGCAUCAAGAAAAUAUUUGGGGAUGUAACUUUUAAUUAAACCAAUCAGGUACAGCUCUAUAACUUAAUUUACAAAGCAUUUUUUACUUCUCAGUUUUCAAUUCGUUUAUUCCAUAGUUUUGGAGAUAAUUUGCCCUGAAUAUUGUACAUAUUUUUGAAUAUUUCCUAACUAUUUUUUUCUCAGCUGUAAAGGCAGAUAAUGAGUAGACAUGUUAUACAGUGCCUUGAAAAAGUAUUGAUACCCCUGAACUUUUUCACAUUGUGUCACUUUAAACCAUAAACUUAAAAGUAUUUUAUUGAGAUUUUUUUUGUCAUACACCAACACAAAGUAGCUCAUAAUUGUAAAGUGAAAUAAAAAUGAUACAUGGUUUUCAAAAAUUUAAACAAAUAAAAAUCUGAAAAGUGUGGUGUGCAUUUGUAUCCAUAGGAUACAUUUUGGAUUAUAUAUAUUUUGGGAUAUUUUGGAUGUUUUUUAUAACCUAACUCUGCUUUAAACUUCUCCACAACUUUUUCCCUGACCUGUCUGGUGAGUUCUUUGGUCUUCAUGAUGCUCUUUGUUGACUAGUGUUCUCUAACAAAGCACUGAGGCCUUCCCAGAGCAGUUGUAGUUAUACUGAUACUCAAUUACACACAGGUGGACUCUAUUAACUAAUUAGGUGACUUCUGAAGACAAUUGAUUGCACUAAAUUUAUUUAGGGGUAUCAGAGUACAGGGGGCUGAAUACAAAUACACACCACACUUUUCAGAUUUGUUUACACUUUUGAAAACCAUGUAUAAUUUUUAUUCCACUUCACAAUUAUGUGCUACUUUGUGUUGGUCUAUGACAAAUUUUUUAUCGAUAAAAUACUUUUAAGUUUGUGAAAAAGUGCAAGGGGUAUGAAUACUUUUUCAAGGCACUGUAUUUCUCAUUUACUGCCUCUGCUUUCUUAUUCCCUGCAGCAUCAUAGAGCUCCAUCAGUAGGACUCUUCCUGCUUGGACUCUCUGCUGCACUGUGCCUCUUGCAACCUUCCAGCACCUACCUCACCUCCGUCCAGAGUGAAGCAGAGUGGGCAAGCAAGAUCCUCGCUCCAGCGCUAGUCUCCUUCGACUUCCUGUGGCUCAGUGAGGACCGUAACACAGCACAUGUUCUCCUGUGUGGCUCCUGUGGGCUGCUGGGACUGUGUGACUGGCUCUCAGCUGAUGCUCUCACAGUGAUGACACGCUGCCUGGGCCUGUCCUCCCUGUCCUGCUGCUUGACUGUGUGUCUUUUUGCUGGUAACGCUUUAGGGGCCCUGGGUAGUGUGGCUCUUAGCCUCCCAUUGCUGGUGGCUCCACCAAGCAGAACAAACACUUUUGCUCCUCUUAUUUCUCUGGCUGCCACUGAUGGACUCCUAACGUGGAUUUUGAAAGGUUUCAUGUCGUUUGGCUGUUGGGCUUCCACACAGGCCCUGCACACAUUUCUGUUGGAUGUCACUGAACAAUAUAACAUUAACAUUCAUUAGGGAACUCGAUGAUAUGUUGUUGUUCAUGGAUUAACUGACUGACAAGCACUUCCAGGUGAUAAUGUCUGCCUAACAAAAAGCCAUUGUAAGGUUUUGGUGAAGGUUCAAUUUGACCUCAAUGAACUUCAUAACAAAUGAGGUUAAGAGCUGACCUCACUACAAAGAACUGACAAGACAGUUUUUAACACUACACAGAAAAACCUCAUAAUUUAGAAAAAGUAUUUAACUUAUGCUAUUUGAGUUUCAAAGAGUGCAGGGUGCACGUAGCUGAUUGAUUCACAGUCACAAAAAAGAGAUAGCAUUUCAAUUGUUGAUUCAUCAAAUAAUUUUUAUUUUUUAGCAAAAGAAAAAAAACAACAAUUUAGCUGGUUCAGUCUCUCAAUAAGGAGGGAAUUAGGAAAUCUGAACCUUUACAUUUAAAUAAAUAAAAUGAAUAAGACUUAUUUUGACCAAACUAACACUACAGUGAAACAAUGUUAUGCUAUGGGAAACUACAUGCAUUUUUCAAAGCUAUUGUUACUUGCAUUUUUAAGCUAUGUAAAUACAUAACAUCACACAGACCUCAAUGUUACUCCUGAUCCAAAUGACUUAAUAACUGAAUGAAAAAAAAAAAGCAGAAACACAGAAAAUUCUAGAAAGAGGGACUAAAUAAAGCAGUCUUAUUGACAAACUGAACAAUUAACUGGCAUUAACAGCGUAAGCUAAAGUUUGACCUAUAACACUUAAAUAAUAGUAUUUUGAGUUAAAAGAGACAAAAAGAGACAAAUUUUACAGAUUAAAAUAAAUUAUUAAUAAACCUUUUUUAAAAUAUCAGAUGAAAAAAAUGCUCCAAAAUGAACAUGCUUUUGUGUAGAGAUUCACAAGAACACAAUAUGACUAUUGUGUUUUUAUUUGUUUGUUAUAGUGAAUCAUUAAACCUUUAUUAAACUUUUCUGAUUUGAUAUUAGAAAGAAUCACAGAAAGAGACAAAACAUCUCCAGGCAUCACUAACAUUAUAGAGUACAAAGUGGCAUCUGCUUCACCCAAGUUCUCAUCUAUCUAUUAUCAUAAUACACUACAAGUGUCUGAUUCAUGUUAAUAAGCUCGUCAUAAUAACUAAGAUGUAACCAGCACAUGGACUCUCCUGUUUCUUUUGUGAUUACUUCUAAAAUGUCAGGCCGGCUGCACUCUCUCUCAGGUCAUUGACAUUCUCCUCACAUCACUCUGCUCACAGUUUUGAUGUUGCAGAAUCCAGCAAUCACACACCUGCUUCAGAUCCCUGGGUUCUGUUUAUAUUGCAGCCGCAGCAGUAUCACGGUUAAAAUAUCUGCAGUGGUCUGAGUUAUUAGCCCUGCUCUAACCUUUCACUGCCCAUUUCAUACUUAUGAAUGCACUUUUCAAAACAACUACCUUGAUUUUUCGUGCCUCCAGUGAAAACAGAAAUGACUUUAUCUGUUUAAAUCACUGACAUGUCAAUAAGUUCUCUGUGGUUAUGUUUGCCGAUGGUGUUUCCCUCCAUAGAUUGUUACAUUCACAGUGGACACUGCAGUUUCUCUCUCAGGAUUUGGGGGUGUUAGGCAGCUGCAGCAGCAGUUUUGCUGCAGUGAUCGACCAGCAAACGCUGCAGCGAGCCUGUCUUGUGGGACAGUGCCUUUGUCAGAGCUCAGGACACACAGGUCAGCAAGGAUGUAUUUUAUCCGACUGUUAGCUCAUUAUGCUUUUUUUCUCACAAAAUGUCUUCUGUUCAUGUCUUAUUUUGGCAACAUUGUAUUGUAAAAGUAUUUUAUUUUGUUGUUUUUGUCAAACAAAAGUGUUCACUAAAAGAGCCUCACUUGAAUCAAUUAUUUAUCAAGUUUUUUGAAAACUGUAUACUCAUGUUCUUCCACAUCUAUGCCACAUCUAGUCCUUGCACACAUGUUGAUGUCUGAGGUCAUAAAAAUACACUUUAAUAAUAUUGAAUAAAAAUGGUGCUUAAAGCCACA
Messenger RNA from Xyrichtys novacula (pearly razorfish), 4056 nucleotides. The record is from the annotation of a GenBank genome assembly. NCBI's taxonomy places the organism in Eukaryota, Metazoa, Chordata, Actinopteri, Labriformes, Labridae.